UGUCGUGUAGCUCAAUUUGGGGUUUGACUCGUUUGUUAUGGAUUAGUGUUUGUUGGUUCCCAACGCCCCCAUUUUAGAUGACACCAUCUUUGAUCGGAAUCGUGGAUAAAGCUCGGAUUUUUGUGUGAAUAUUGCUUUAUUCAUGGUGGGUUCUCGGUCGAGCCCCGGUCCCCCUGGAAAGACAACAUUUUGGGGAUGGUUCUUCAUCGCAAUCGGCUCCAUUUUCUUGCCCUUGUUCGUCUUUGCUGCUGUAGUGUCGAAGCUUCUUCCGCCUUCCAAUAACCCCGUCAUAGCCGCUGUCCAGAAAGACAGGUAUUACUACCUCUUGGUGCCAUUGAUCCUUCCUGUUCUUGUGGUUGCUAUAUACUUCCGCUGGCUUAGCAUGAAGUUGUUCAAGCAUGCAUGAAAUCAUUAAUAGCAAGCACAGAGCUAGUCAUAAUGAAAAAUUUUGGUGGAGAAUGUGAAUGAUAAUUCAGGAAGUUCAAUCCAUCCGGGGGAAUUUUGAACACUAAGACUUCAGUUUCUGUUUUUUACUAAAUUGUAGGUGUAAAAAACUAGAGCUGAAUGAAUCUGAUCAUCUGUUUUCUUCACUUGGAUCUAUAAAACAAGAUUUAGCUU
Messenger RNA from Rubroshorea leprosula, 618 nucleotides. The record is from the annotation of a GenBank genome assembly. Lineage: Eukaryota; Viridiplantae; Streptophyta; Magnoliopsida; Malvales; Dipterocarpaceae.